AUGAGUCAACUGUAAGUAUCACCUAGACUUCAAUUAUUCAAAACUUUUAACUGCUGUACAACUGAUCAGCUAUCAGAUGAAGCAAAUAGUGAAUUUAUGACCACUCAAUCACCAAUAAAGGUAAUCAGUAUUCAGAGACCAAGAUCUGAAAGUACUGCGAAGAAUGAGAUCUUUAUAAAGCCUUUUCUGAUUAAAUCACUGAGAAAAUCUGAGGUUUUAGAAGCGAUAGAAGAGCAAAACAUAUCAACAAAUAUCGAAUAG
Messenger RNA from Blepharisma stoltei, 261 nucleotides. The record is from the annotation of a GenBank genome assembly. Lineage: Eukaryota; Ciliophora; Heterotrichea; Heterotrichida; Blepharismidae.